Apis florea (little honeybee) is the source of this 6331-nucleotide messenger RNA. RefSeq lists its product as uncharacterized. Gene Ontology annotation, cellular component: nucleus. Gene Ontology annotation, molecular function: DNA-binding transcription factor activity, RNA polymerase II-specific; sequence-specific DNA binding. The record is from RefSeq and is a predicted model, not a curated record. Lineage: Eukaryota; Metazoa; Arthropoda; Insecta; Hymenoptera; Apidae. Gene Ontology annotation, biological process: regulation of transcription by RNA polymerase II.
AUAGAUAUGUUUAUAAUUUUUAAUGUGUACAAUAAUUCAUUUUUAUAUUACUUGUAAGUAAUAUAGUUAAGUUCUAUGUUAAUUUUAUCGUGUUUGACAAUAGGAAUUUUUGAUGAAAAUUAACAUUCAUCUAAUAAUUGUUCAGAAAAAGUAAACGCCAUUAUUAUUUCAAAAAUCAGUAUAUAAGUAUAAAAUAUAAAAAAAAAAACAUGAAAAGUAGCUGUUAUACAUUAAGAAAAAGAUUUAAAAAUGAUGCUAUGGAACAAUUGUCAAAGAAAGAAAAUAAAUUACAAAUUUUAUAUAAAUUGUGUAAGCCAGUUUAUGUAAAUAUCAUAAAGUUACCAAUAAAUAAAUCAGAGAUAAAAAAAUGCUGUGAAAAAUACUCAUCUAUAACUCAAAUAAAAGAUACAUCAAAAAAUAGAAAACGAAAAACUAAAAAUUAUGUUAAAAGAAUAAAUUCCAAACAUAAUCAUUUAUGUAAAUCAAAAAUUAAAAUUAAAUCUCAAAAUAUGCUAUUUUCUAAAGAAACAAAAAGUAAAAAUAAAACAUUGUAUAUAAAAAAUUUAUCAAAAGAUAUUAAGCAACCAUUCAUAAAAUUACAUAGAAUAAAUGAAGUAACCAAAAAUAUAUCACAAACAUUUGUAAAAACAAUUUCAUUUGAAGAAUGUACAAUAAAUGUAAAAACAGAAUGCAUGAAAGAAAAUCAAACUGAAUUAAAUGCAUUUAUUGCAGAAUCAGUAGAAUUGACAUCUAUAAAUACUGAUAGAAAUGAAUAUGUUAAUAAUCAAGAAAUUAAAAAUGCAAUAAUUAAUCCUUACAUAAAUAAAAUUUCACAAUCAAAUGAGAAUAAUAAAAAUAAUGAUAAUGAUUCUUCUGAUUCUGAAAUUAUAAGAAUUACUAGAAAAGAGAAUUUUAAAAAGAAACGUAAAAAUGAUAUGAAUAAUGAUUAUGAUAAUAAUAAUGAAUAUAAUAAUAACAAUGAAAAUAAUAAUAUACGUAAAAUAAUUUUAAAUAAAAUAAAAAGAUUGAAAAGAAAUUUACCAGAGCAAACAUUAGAAACUAACAUAGUACAUGAAGAUGUUAAGAAAAAAUAUAUAGAUGAAAAUUCAAUGUUGCAAUUAACAUCAUUAGAUGUUACUAAUGAAUUAUUUAAUCAAUCAGACAAAAAAAUUAAUAUAAAGGAAAAUAUAAAUAUAUCACAACAGAAAUUAGCUAUAUUAUCUACAACAUGUGAUCCUGAUGAUGAAAAAGAUCUUGAUCAAAAUAUACAAGAAGAUAAUUCCAAUUUUAUGCCUUCAGAAUUAAAUCUUCUAAGUAUUAUAGAAAAUGAUACUUCUUCUACAAAAAAACAUGAUUUUAUGGCGAUUGAAAAACCAAUUUUAAAAGACAAAAAUAUUCAAAAACCAAUGCAAGAAUCAUUUAAUUCUAGUACACAUUCUAUACAAAAAUACAAACUUUUUAAAGAGUUAAAAAUCUUUUUAAUAAAAUUUGAUGCUUUGAAAAACUUUAAUAAUAAAUAUUCAGCUAAAGAAAUUGAGAAAUUAAUAGAAACAUAUAUAAAUUCUUUAACGAAUUUUAAUGUUUUAAAACCUCAGAAAAAUAUAAAAUCGAUAAAUAAAAUAUCAAUUAUAUUUAAAAAUGCUAAUGUUAACUCUGAAGAAUCUAUAAACCAUAUUUCAAAUUUAAACAUUUGUGAAACUGCAAAUAAAAAUAUUUGCAUAACUGCCAAAGAAAUACAAAGCAUAAAUGAACCGUUAUCAACUUUUCCAAAAAAGUCAUCUUUAAAUUCAAUUAAUAAAGAAAAAACAAAAAUAUUUGAAAACAAAUCUGAAGAAGAAUUUAAGCAAAAUGCAAUUAAUAAUUCAGAACAAAUUUCAGAUUUACUUUCUAUUACUAAACCUAUGUUAUUAUCUUCUUCACAUGAGUCUAUUAAUGAAACUUCUAAUUUAUCAAAUGUAUUUGAAAAUAUUGUUAAUAUUAAAAAAUCAAUAAAUAUAUUGGAUUCUGCAACAAAAUCUACUAAUGAAAUGUUAUGCUUAAAGGAAAAAAUACUAAAAACUUCCUUAUGUAAACAAAAAUCAAUUCCAGAAAAUGUGAAAGUUAAUACACAUCUUAAAGAUACUACAAAAAGUGUAACUUAUUACUCUUCCAUAAUAUCUCCAAUAAAAGAUAAAAAACUUAAAGAUAAGAAAGAAACUAAAACUUCUACUUAUAAAUGUAUUGUUUGUGAUCUUAAUUUUAAAAAGUAUUCUGAUUUACAUUCACAUUUAAUUAUUCAUACACAAAAGCAAAGUAAUACUUUACCAGGUAUGUCGAAAAAUACUAACGAAUCAUCUGAAAAAUCUCAAGAAAUCGUAACUUGUUUUUCAGAAAUAGAAAUGUUAGAAUCACCAAAAAUAUCUGAACAAAAAAAUACGGAAUAUGUGUCAAAAUUUGUGACUGAUGAUGAUAAACAAUCAAAGAAAAAAGAUAUAACAAAAAGUUUAAUAAAUAAAGAGAAAAAAAAAAUUGAAUUUAUUAAUAAUUCAAAUGAAUGUAAUAUUUGUUUACAAGAUUUUCUAACAAAAACUGAUUUGGCAGCUCAUAUUUAUUUACAUACAGAAAAUGAAUUGCAACAAGCUUAUAAAGUUGCAAAUCAAAAAUUAAAUGAGAGUGAAACGAUGAAAGAUAAAGAAUUUAAACAAAACAAUUCUAAAAAACUUAUUGACAGUAGAAGUAAUAUAAUACCUAACACAAUUCAAAUAAAUGAAAAAAUUAACAGUAAGGAAGAAUUGUUAUGUGUACAAGAAUCGGAUAAAUCAUUAAUUAGAGAAAAUUCUAAAAUUAAAGAUAUAGAAUGCACUGCUUUCAAAGAAAAUGAUAUGCAAAAUAUAGAAUUACCAAUAAAAUUUGAUAAAGAGAAGAUAAAUAAAAAAGAAUGUAAUAAAAAAUCAUUUACAAUAUGUAAAUGUCACAAUAAAUCAGAAACUAAUGAAAAUUGCUUGCAAAUUGAAAUAAUUCUUUUUUGUCAUACUUGUAAAGUAUUAUAUAGAAGUAUAAAAUGUUUUGAGACUCAUUAUCGUCUUCCUGAAUAUGCAGACUGUAAUCAGAAUUGCUUAAACAAUGGUCGUUCUCCAAAUUUAUUUUGUGCUACUUGUGGUAUGAUAUUUAGUUCAGUUCAAGAUGUACGUCAUCAUUUAGAGAUACACGCCCGUUUUAAAAAAAAUUGUAUAAUGGAUUUUCGAUGCAACAUUUGUAAAGUUAUAUUUUGUGGAAUAGGAACUCUUUUUUAUAUUCAUUGGUCACAACAUGCAAAAGAUUCUUUUUGGAUAGCUAGCAAGGAAUCAUUUCCAAAGAAUUCUAUAAUAAACUCAAAAUUAAGAAAAAAUUCUUCAAUAAAUUUAAAUACAUCUACAGAAGAUUAUAUUCAUGUUGCAGAAUAUGUUUGCUGCAAUUGCAAAUUACAUUUUAUUAAUGAAGAUGAUUUAAAAGAACAUAUUCAAAAAUGUAAUAAAUCUAAUUUAUUUAAAAAUGUAACUGUUAUAGAGAAUUCUAAUAACAUUGUUCAGACACAUUUGACAAUAAAAAUAACUUGUAAUUUAUGUGAUAAUACAUUUAAAAAAAAUGAAUUUUAUAAGCAUAUAAAGAAUAAACAUAAUUUUAGUGAUCCUCAAUUUAUUUGUAUAUCAUCUACAACUGCAAAAUUAGUAUUUAUUUGCAGUAUUUGUACAACAGUAACUGAAAAUUUAAAUGAUUUCGAGGAUCAUUGGUUGAAGCAUAAUGUAAUUCAUGCAAAUUUUACUUGCAUAUAUUGCAAUACUAUAUAUUAUAAUAGUUUAAAUUCUUUUAUAGAACAUGCUAAAGAACAUAAAGAGAGUAAUAAUAUGCUCACAUGUAUAGUGAAUUAUGAAAAAGCGAAAUUUAUUUGUGAAUUUUGUAAUAUUGGUUUUGAAUCUUCUCAAAAUAUGCAAGAACAUAUUACUAUUCAUGAACUAAAUAAUAAGAUAUAUUUUAAAACUGAUGAAGUUACAAAUGAUAAUAACUCUGCAUUAUUAUCAAAGAAAAAUCAUGCUUCCAAUCUUACAGAAGUAUCAACUGUUGAGAAACAAAUAGAAAAAACAUUACAAAUGGAAACUCAAACAAUAAAAAAAGAAAGUAAAAUUUGUCCAACAAAAUCUGGUGUAGAUAACGAUACUGAGAAAUUAAUCAAGAUACUAGAAGGAAAUGAAAAUGAUUCUGAUAAUGAAUUAGUAAUAGAUUUGAUAAACGAAUCAGAAUCAUUAAGUGAUGAAAAAAGUAAGGAAAAAGAAAUUACUUCUAAUACUAUAUUAGAAACGUCUUGUAUUAAUCAAACUAAUAUAAUAUUGAAAAAUAAUAUAACUAAAUCACCAGUAACAAGUCUAAAUGUUCAAACAUCUUCACAUUUUACAAAUUUAGAAUCUUCUCAAAAUAUUUUAAAUUCACGAACGUUUAAUUCAAAUAUUAAAUGUACAAAUAUUUUGCAAGAUUCACAUAUAUCUUCAAAAAAGAUUAAUAAUAAUAGUAAUCAAUUUGAUCCAAAAAUUAAAACAACAGAUGAUCAAUUAAUCAUAAAAAAUAUACAACCAAUUAUUCAAAAUAAUAAACUUCAAGAUAUAGUUUCAACUACAGAAUUAGAUUCAGUUUUGAAAACACUAUUAAAAUCCGAAGAACAAGAAGUUCCACCAAGACAAGGAUUCUUAAGAGUAAAAACUCUUGCAGAGCUUAGAGAUCCUGUAUUAGAAUUAGACAAAUUUGAUGAUCAUGUUAUUGAAAAUGUUGGUGAUUCAAUCAAUCAUAAUAUUUUAAAUGAAAAUGAUAAACAACAUAAAAUUAUAGAAAAAGAAUUACCUUCACAACAAUUUAUAGAUUUUACUUCGAACAAGUUUGAGAAAUCAUCAUUAUAUGAAAAAACAACGCAAUUUCAGAAAAAUUCAAAUAUAUUGCCAUUGUCCUCAUUUAAUUCAAAUUAUUCACGAUUAAAUGACCCUAAAAUUCAAGUUUUGCAACCAUAUAGUAUAACAAUAAAUAAUCAUAAUAAUAAACAACAGCAGCAAUUGCAAACGAAUAUAAAUCAAAAUAAAUAUUCAUCUUUUCCACAAGUAACGUCAGCAUACCAUAAAAAUUUACCAGCUUGCAAUAUUGUUCGAACAACUACAACUAUACCACAUUCUAUUUUGAACAGUAAUGAUGGAUCUAAUAAAACUGCAAAAACUAUUAAUAUACAGCAAAAUGUAAAUGUAGCACAUACAACGUCUUCUUUUAUCAAUAAAAAUGAUCAAAUGUCUUCUUUCAAUAACACAAUCAAGUCAAAUAAAUAUAAAUGUCAUUAUUGCGAUUUUUGUACAGAUAAUUUAUCAAACUUGUCAAAACAUAACUUACCAGGUAAUCAUAUUAGUUGUAAAAAACAAUAUUUGCAACAUAGUAAGCAGAACAAAAAAUUCAAAGAAGUUGAUAAUUUACAAACAAAGACAAGAAUUAUGCAAAACCAAGAUCCAAGUUAUGAACAAUUUCAACAAUCAAUUAUAAAUCAAUCAGAAAUUAAAUAUACUUCUUUGCCUACAUGUUAUCAAUAUCCUUAUAUUGCUAAAAUAACAAAUAAUUCAGAUAAAAGUACUCCAAUGCUUAAGCAAAAUCAGCAAAUAAUAACUAAUCAACCAAUAACAGAAAAUAUUUCUUCUGUUUAUUAUAAAAAUUUAAAUCAUAAUGCUGGUGGAAUGUCAAUAGUGAUCAAUCAAACUGCUCCUGCUAUACAGAAUGUACCAACAAUAGAAUUUGUGCAACAACCAACACAGCAACAAAUAUAUCAAUCACAAGUUUACAAUGAACCAAUGACAAUUAUAGAUGCUCAAUAUAUGCAGCAAUCACAGAAUUUAAUAAAUUUUUCUGAUGUUUACCAAAUGACGAGCAAUCAGUAUAAACUAUCUAAGCCAAAUAUUACUUAUGAAGUUCGAUGCGUAUGUUCUUACUGUACGAAAAAAUUUAUUUCUGAAGAUUUAUUGCAGUUACAUAUGAACAUUUUUCAUAAUUUUGUAUGUAAUAUUUGCAAUUUGCGUUUAUAUAAUUUUAACGAUUUUAAUCUUCAUAAAAUUAAACACAAGAUAUAUUAAGUUCAAAAUGUUACUAAUUUAGAAUAAUAAAUAUAAAAUAUUAAAAGAUAUUUAUAGUUUGAUAUUUAUACAUAAACAUUGUAUAAAUAUUUGUAUGUGUAAAUUGUAUGUGAAAAUUAUAUAUCUUGAAGAUAUAAUAUAUAAUUGUAAUUGCAUGAUAUAUAAUUUUUUGCAAAAAUUACCGCAUUAAGCUGUAGUAAUUAUGCACUGAAUGAAAUAAUAAU